GUUCAUGUAAUACAAAAAAUGGCAAUAUGAAAUAAUGCAUUGAGGUUUUCAACAGGACCUAAUCUCUAGGGUAUGUGUGGGUGGGGCUUGGGCCCCCUGCAUGUCUUGGGCUCCGCCCCUUUUCAUGAUCCCUUGCAGUGAUUUUCAUCCAGUGCUGAUCAUAUCUCACAAGUUCGCAAGAGACCUAUCAAAGUCUUUAAGAGCAACAGCAUGACUCACAGAUGUGGCGGGAAAGAUGGAAGGAUUGUGAUUGAAGAUGACUGGCCUGGAUACAGUUUGGACCUGUUUACUUAUCCAGAACAUUACUGUGGAGAUUUACAAAGUGUCUACAUUCCACACGGUGUCAUUAUGGACAGGACAGAGAGGCUGGCUAGAAACAUUAUGGAUGACCUUGGAGACCACGACAUCGUGAUUCUGUGCGUGCUGAAGGGUGGCUACAAGUUCUGCGCAGACCUGGUGGAGUUCAUCAAAGCCCUGAGCCGCAACUCCCGCAAGUCCCUGCCCAUGAGGGUGGAUUUCAUCCGGCUAAAGAGCUAUUUGAAUGACCAGUCCACAGCAUCUCUUCAUAUCGUGGGAGAAGAAGACCUGUCCUUUCUCAGAGGAAAGAAUGUUUUGAUUGUUGAGGCUAUAGUUGAUACUGGCAAGACUAUGAAGGCCCUGCUGAAACACGUUGAAGCCUUCGAACCCAAAAUGGUAAAAGUGGCAGGUUUGUUGGUGAAGAGAGUUUCCAGCGGAGUAGGAAGCUUCCCAGACUAUGUCGGAUUUGAAAUCCCGAACCGCUUUGUUGUGGGCUAUGCGUUGGACUACAAUGAGCGCUUCAGAGACCUGCAUCACAUAUGUGUCAUUAGUGAACAAGGAAAAACAAAAUACAAGAUUUGAAUCAUGUGAUGACUUCAGGGGUCUUUCAUCAUGUCCUGAUAAUGGCCACAGAUACAUGCUGCAGAUCUUUUCAUACCCCAAAAGCUGAGUGCCUAAAAUGGGCUGCUUGUUUAUAACUUGUCAAAAGCUUCAUUGCCACCAUCACGUCUCAAGUAACUGGUGUCACCUAAGAUCACACACACAUAGGCUGAAGCCACUAGUCCCAAGCAAGGUCAUGGUGAGCUGG
Messenger RNA from Scleropages formosus (Asian bonytongue), 1105 nucleotides. It is a transcript of the gene prtfdc1a, whose product is annotated as phosphoribosyl transferase domain containing 1a. Bases 211 to 879 code for a protein of 222 amino acids. NCBI's taxonomy places the organism in Eukaryota, Metazoa, Chordata, Actinopteri, Osteoglossiformes, Osteoglossidae. Gene Ontology annotation, cellular component: cytosol. The transcript is spliced from 9 exons. The record is from RefSeq and is a predicted model, not a curated record. Gene Ontology annotation, biological process: GMP salvage; guanine salvage; hypoxanthine metabolic process. Gene Ontology annotation, molecular function: hypoxanthine phosphoribosyltransferase activity; magnesium ion binding.